Molecule: messenger RNA, 264 nt
Organism: Spirodela intermedia
Lineage: Eukaryota; Viridiplantae; Streptophyta; Magnoliopsida; Alismatales; Araceae
Source: the annotation of a GenBank genome assembly
AUGAUCUCUCACGUCCACCACCACCACCACCUCGACCCCACUAUGAGGACUAUCGACCCCUCGAACGUGACCAGGGAAACGAUAGGAGAGACCUUUCGGGUUAUAGAGCUAACCCUUCCCGACGAGAGGAGCUUGAUCGGCAAGAAGAGCGUCAGCCACGAGAUCGCGAUGAUUACUAUUGUGACUACCAACAUGCUCUGGACUUUCACCGAGCACCCUAAGAUGCCCACCAAGAUCGUUACUAGGAUCAAAGGCAUUACCUAA